AUGUGGUCGAUUGAUAGUCUAUUUCUUUUGUUACUGCCAGUAGUUCAUACCGCGUUUACCCCGCACUUUAACAAAUGGCUGGGAAAUUUCUACGGUCCACAGAUUCGAGAUCAAUUGGAAAGAGUAGACCUUGGACCGAAAGGAUCGUAUGGAGGGAAAAUCGAUGAUGCGGAUGCGCCGAUCAAUCAGCCGGUGAUCUUUGUGCACGGGGUUUCCGAUAUGGCUGGAGAGAAACCGACCGAGGCGGCCAAUUGGUUCAAAACCAAUGGUGGCUAUAAGCAGUCGGAGCUCUACUCGACCACGUAUUUCAAUGGAGCACAAGGGAAUCCCCUGAAAUGGGUCGAGUACUCGAUGAAAUGCGAAUAUGUGAAACAGGUAAGAGCCUUGAUCGUUGCUGUUCGUCUUUACACUGGUCGUCAAGUGGACGUGGUCGGAUUCUCGUUGGGAGUCCCUGUCUCACGAAAAGCAAUCCUUGGAGGGCACUGUGUUGACACGGGCGAGUUCCUGGGAGGUCCAUUGACAAAGUUCAUCGACACUUACGUGGGUGUGGCUGGGCCGAAUCACGGAAUCGCGUUGCAGGUG
This is a messenger RNA of Mesorhabditis belari, 582 nucleotides long. Lineage: Eukaryota; Metazoa; Nematoda; Chromadorea; Rhabditida; Rhabditidae. The record is from the annotation of a GenBank genome assembly.